AUGUUUUAUUCUAGUAAGUCUAAGACCGCAGGACAGUCAGUGUCUAGUAUUAAUCCAAUGUUUUAUUCUAGUAAGUGUCAGAUCGCAGAACAGUUUGCUACAGAAUAUCCAGGGAUGUCACUUCAUGAACAUCUAUCUCAGUUCUCACUGCCAACACCACUUGGAGAACAUGCCAGUCCGCUCUGGUCACCACAACAGAAGGUGAUUUUUCUCUAUUAUUAUUUCUUUCUGUCUUUAUUAAUUAUUGUGUGAAUAAGUUGCCCUUUACCUACUUGAGCAGGCUUGAAAACACUACUCACUUUUGUUUUUAUAAUCACAAAAUGUGGUCAGGCUAUAAGCAUUUACCUGUCUUACUUUAUUAUUUUGUUAUGCUGCAAAGGGGGAAAAUUGUAUUUCUAUGGCUCUCUUAAAAACUUAACAUUAUUUUCCACGUUUAAGAUUGAUCAAGUUCAACGAGUGAUAUGGAUGCUGAAACAACAUCUGCUUAUUCAGGUAAAACAUCGAAUAGAUUGAUUUCGUGCGAUGGCAGAUGACAUCGUGAAAGAAUAAUCUUCUUUCAUUAUAUAAUCAUCUUGUAUUUGACAUGUUUUAAAAAAAAGUUUUCUAUCUAUUGUUUUAGCUUCACAUGUAUAUCUAUCUUAUUCCUGGCAAGUCAAGUGAAAUGUUUUCUAAUGAGGAAACGUUUUCUAUCUAUUGUUUUAGCUCCACAUGUAUAUCUAUCUUAUUCCUGGCAAGUCAAGUGAAAUGUUUUCUAAUGAAGAAAAUUUGUCUUCAGAUCUACACUCUGAGAUAUCCGACCCAGAUGAUCUCAAGCUCUUUACAAGGUAUUGAUCGCAUCAUGCAUGCUACGAACCUGAUAAUCACCACUUCAGUCACAUUGUCGGCCCUCAGUUCAAUCUAUUUGUGUGCAUACAAAACCAAACUCUAAUAGUCUCCAUUGUAUUUUUUAGACUGUGUCGUUACUUUAGUGGCAAUCAUCAUUUAGAAGAGAUAAUGUAUUAUGAAAAUUUACGAAGAAAUCAACUUCUGACAUUGCUGGAGAAGUUUCGUAAAGUUUUGUUCAUUUGUCAGCAUGAGGAUCCUGCAACUGUUUAUCAUACUCCCCAACUCUAGUGUAUGGGUAUGUGGUAUGCAAUCUAGUAUACUAACAGGACUCUGGUGAGGGAAGUUUACAAUUGAUCCUCCCAAAUGGAAAGGUUCUCUCACAUAUGCCGAAAAUCCACCUGAGACUCAAAGCACGCAGUUAAAAUAUUUUAAAGAAUUAAACAACUUACGAUGGUUUAUAUGUGCUCCAACUCAAUGUUUGUACGAAAGUCAGCCGUGUAAGUUAAUUGGCACAUCAUCUUGUGUAAAAAUAAAAUUUACCAAUCUUCCACUACAACAAAGAUUCGAUGCAAAAUACAAACUUUCCACCCGGCAUUAAAAAAUGGGCAAGAAAACGACUAAAAAGUAAAAUUUAUUGCCUUAACUUUUUGCCUUCUUUUUCAUUCAAGCUAACUGUUUUGGUGCAAGAAUUGCUUUUCGACAAUUUUGAGAACGUUUCAGAAAGUUUGGAGUGAUUUGUGGCACUCUUUGAAUUUUGAGGAAAAUUUCCUGUGGUCCCCCUUUGGUCAGCCGUAUGCCUGUGGUCCCCCCUUUGCAUUUGACCAAAAUUUUUUAAAACAGGUUUCUAAGUCAAACUUUGGUAGAAAUUUUCUGACGGUUAAGCAUAAUAGAAUCUAUAAUAAAAUACGGAUAAGGAUUCAUUUGCAUAAGUCAUCUCAAAAUGUGUUCUAAAAUUCUCCUGAGACCUGAGCCCAAACUUUCUGCAUCAACAUGCGUUUUGAACCGUUCUAUUGCGAUAUGUUGUUUUGUGUUGUAUUCUUAAAAUUUAGCAAUUUUUAAAGGGCUCGCAGUAAUUGGUGUAUACUGUUGCGGUGACCCUGCCACUUGUUUGUUGAAAGUGACAUCGACAACCUCAACUCUUGGGCCGCACUCAAUGGGUGGACGUUCAAUGAUACGAAAUGUAAGUGUCAUGCAUGCAGCGCGAGGAGAAAAACCUUCAAACUAUCCAUACGCUAUGAAUGGCUCAAUAUUUGAUGCCGUGAAGCAGGAAAAAACCUUCAAACUAUCCAUACGCUAUGAAUGGCUCAAUACUUGACGCCGUGAAGCAGGAGAAAAACCUUCAAACUAUCCAUACGCUAUGAAUAGCUCAAUACUUGGUGCCGUGAAGCAGGAGAAAAACCUUCAAACUAUCCAUACGCUAUGAAUGGCUCAAUAUUUGAUGCCGUGAAGCAGGAAAAAACCUUCAAACUAUCCAUACGCUAUGAAUGGCUCAAUACUUGACGCCGUGAAGCAGGAGAAAAACCUUCAAACUAUCCAUACGCUAUGAAUAGCUCAAUACUUGGUGCCGUGAAGCAGGAGAAAAACCUUCAAACUAUCCAUACGCUAUGAAUGGCUCAAUAUUUGAUGCCGUGAAGCAGGAAAAAACCUUCAAACUAUCCAUACGCUAUGAAUGGCUCAAUACUUGACGCCGUGAAGCAGGAGAAAAACCUUCAAACUAUCCAUACGCUAUGAAUAGCUCAAUACUUGGUGCCGUGAAGCAGGAGAAAAACCUUCAAACUAUCCAUACGCUAUGAAUGGCUCAAUAUUUGAUGCCGUGAAGCAGGAAAAAACCUUCAAACUAUCCAUACGCUAUGAAUGGCUCAAUACUUGACGCCGUGAAGCAGGAGAAAAACCUUCAAACUAUCCAUACGCUAUGAAUAGCUC
Paramuricea clavata is the source of this 2748-nucleotide messenger RNA. NCBI's taxonomy places the organism in Eukaryota, Metazoa, Cnidaria, Anthozoa, Malacalcyonacea, Plexauridae. The record is from the annotation of a GenBank genome assembly.